Messenger RNA from Chanos chanos (milkfish), 4017 nucleotides. RefSeq names its product ATP binding cassette subfamily C member 4 (PEL blood group) (gene abcc4). The transcript is spliced from 30 exons. Gene Ontology annotation, biological process: monoatomic ion transport; transmembrane transport. Lineage: Eukaryota; Metazoa; Chordata; Actinopteri; Gonorynchiformes; Chanidae. The record is from RefSeq and is a predicted model, not a curated record. Gene Ontology annotation, molecular function: ATP binding; chloride channel activity; ATP hydrolysis activity. Gene Ontology annotation, cellular component: plasma membrane. Bases 7 to 4017 code for a protein of 1336 amino acids.
GUCAACAUGGAACCCCUGGGCAAAGAUGCGAAGACAAAUCCAUCAGCUACGGCUAAUCUCUUUUCUCGGAUCUUCUUCUGCUGGCUGAAUCCUCUCUUCCGUAUCGGAUACAGACGAAGACUGGAGGAGAGUGACAUGUUUAAAGUGCUACCAGAAGACAGCUCAAAGAGACUGGGAGAAGAGCUGCAGAGCUAUUGGGAGCUGGAGCAGCAGAAAGCUAAAAAGGAACUCAGAGAUCCCAAACUAACCAAAGCAAUCAUCAAAUGUUACUGGAAGCCCUAUGCCGUCCUGGGUAUUUUCACCCUUAUAGAGGAGGUCAUUAAGGUCAUCCAGCCCGUGUUCUUGGGCAAACUGAUCCGUUACUUUGAGACCUACGACCCCGAGGACAUGGCUGCGCUGUACGAGGCGUGUGGCUACGCCGCCGGCGUCUCCCUCUCCACCCUCGGCCUGGCCCUGCUCCACCAUCUGUACUUCUACUACGUCCAGCGCGCCGGCAUGAAAAUCCGCAUCGCCAUGUGUCACAUGAUCUACAGGAAGGCACUCUGUCUCAGCAGUGCAGCCAUGGGCCAAACUACCACCGGACAAAUCGUGAACCUCUUAUCCAAUGACGUCAACAAGUUCGACGAGGUGACCAUAUUUUUGCACUUCCUGUGGGUGGGGCCUCUCCAGGCAGCCGCUGUGAUUGGUCUGUUGUGGCAGGAGAUCGGACCGUCGUGCCUCGCGGGAAUGGCCGUCCUCGUCUUCCUCAUGCCGCUGCAGACUUUGUUCGGACGACUUUUCUCCAAAUUCAGGGCGAAGACGGCGGUCCUCACGGACAGCAGGAUUCGGACGAUGAACGAGGUGGUGUCCGGUAUCCGUAUCAUUAAAAUGUACGCCUGGGAGAAGCCUUUCGCCACCCUCGUCAACGACGUCAGGAGGAAGGAGAUCUCUAAAAUCAUGAAGAGCUCCUACCUGCGCGGCAUGAACAUGGCUUCUUUCUUCGCCGCCAGUAAGAUCAUCCUCUUCGUCACCUUCACCGUGUACGUGUUGCUAGGCAACACCAUAUCGGCCAGCCGCGUCUUCGUGGCCGUGUCGCUGUACAGCGCCGUACGCCUCACCGUCACGCUCUUCUUUCCCUCCGCCAUUGAGAAAGUGUCCGAGGCCGCCAUCAGCAUCCGCAGGAUCAAGAAAUUUUUGCUGCUGGACGAACUGGUGAAACCAGGAGACACUCUGGACAAGGACGAGAAAAAAGAGACGGCAGUGGAGAUUCUGGAUCUCAUCUGCUACUGGGACAAGGCUCUGGAUGCUCCUACACUGCAAAAUGUGUCAUUCACUGUGAAAACAGGGCAGCUCCUCGCUGUGAUUGGUCCAGUGGGAGCAGGAAAGUCUUCUCUGUUGAGCACCAUUCUGGGCGAGCUCCCGGCGGAAAAGGGUGUGGUGAAGGUCAAAGGUGAACUGACUUAUGCUUCCCAGCAACCCUGGGUUUUUCCCGGGACCAUCCGAAGCAACAUCUUGUUCGGCAAAGAGUUUAACCCCCAGAGAUACGAGAGAGUGCUUAGAUCCUGUGCGCUCAAGAGGGACAUGGAGCUGCUCCCGGACGGGGACAUGACCGUAAUCGGAGACCGAGGGGCCACGCUCAGCGGGGGCCAGAAAGCCCGCGUCAACCUGGCCAGGGCUGUUUAUCAGGAUGCUGACAUAUACCUGCUGGACGACCCGCUGAGUGCAGUGGAUGCCGAGGUGGGCAGACAUCUGUUUGAACAGUGUAUCUGUGGCACUCUGAAAAACAAGCCUCGUAUCUUGGUCACACACCAGCUGCAGUACCUCAAGGCGGCCGAUCAGAUCCUGGUUCUCAAAGAGGGGCACAUGGUGGCUAAAGGCACAUAUGCGGAGCUGCUGCGAUCUGGUCUGGAUUUCACCUCCUUGCUGAAGAAGGACGAGGAAGAGGAGCAACCAGGAGGAGGUGGCGGCGCAGGGGGAGGAGGGCAGGGGAGCGUGGAGCCGUCGCGGAGCCGAACGCUAUCGCAGAAUUCUGUCCGCUCCCACACCUCCUCGCUGCAGUCUUUUAAAGACGCCUCUGAGCAGCUCCCGGCCGAGACGGUCCAAACCAUCCCCGAGGAGAGCCGCUCGGAGGGAACCAUCGGCAUCCGCCUGUACCUCAAAUACCUGAAGGCUGGCGCCAACGUCCUGGUUCUCCUGGGGCUCCUCCUCCUCAACCUGCUCGCCCAGACCUCCUAUAUUCUCCAGGAUUGGUGGCUUGCGUAUUGGGCCUCAGAACAGGAGAGUCUGGACAACGCUAACAUCACGCUUGGCCACACCACUGGAGUCAUCACAGGCCCCAACAACACGCAGCAACUCGACCGCAACUUCUACCUGGGCAUUUACGCAGGUUUAACGGGAGCCACCCUAAUCUUCGGUUUCAUGCGGAGUCUGCUGAUGUUCAACGCGCUGGUGAGCGCCGCUCAGACGCUCCACGACCGCAUGUUCAACUCCAUCCUCCGCACGCACGUGCGCUUUUUCGACGUCAACCCCAUCGGAAGAGUUCUCAACCGAUUUUCCAAAGACAUCGGUCAGCUGGACUCUCUGCUACCUUGGACAUUUGUGGACUUUGUUCAGGUGUUUCUGCAGAUUGUCGGGGUCAUCGCCGUGGCAGCGUCAGUCAUUCCGUGGAUCCUAAUCCCGGUGCUGCCCCUCCUCAUCGUGUUCCUCUUCCUGCGACGUUACUUCCUGCGGACUUCCAGGGACGUCAAGCGACUGGAGUCUACGACCCGGAGUCCUGUGUUCUCCCACCUCUCCUCCUCACUACAGGGCCUGUGGACCAUCCGGGCCUUCAGAGCCGAGGAGAGGUUCCAGCAGACCUUUGACGCCCAUCAAGACCUCCACUCAGAGGCUUGGUUCCUGUUUCUGACGACGUCACGUUGGUUUGCUGUGCGUCUGGACGGCAUUUGUUCCAUCUUCGUGACCAUCACUGCUUUUGGGUGCCUCCUCCUGAGAAACAGCCUGGAGGCGGGUGACGUGGGCCUGGCGCUGUCCUACGCUGUUACCCUGAUGGGCAUGUUUCAGUGGGGCGUUCGGCAGAGCGCGGAGGUCGAGAACAUGAUGACAUCGGUGGAAAGGGUGGUUGAAUACACAGAGCUGGAGAGCGAGGCACCAUGGGAAACGCAAAAACGCCCUCCGCCAAACUGGCCGAGCCAGGGCCUCAUCGCCUUCGACCAGGUCAACUUCUCUUACAGCUCCGACGGGCCGGUGGUUCUGAAGAACAUGAGGGCCAUGUUCAGACCCAGGGAGAAGGUUGGCAUUGUUGGCAGGACGGGCGCUGGCAAGAGCUCUCUCAUCUCCGCCCUGUUCCGCCUGGCAGAACCAGAGGGCAAGAUCUACAUCGACGGCGUGCUGACCUCCGAGAUCGGCCUGCACGACCUAAGGCAGAAGAUGUCCAUCAUUCCGCAAGACCCGGUGCUUUUCACGGGCACCAUGAGGAAAAACCUGGACCCCUUCAACCAGCAUUUAGACGAAGACCUGUGGAACGCUCUAGAAGAGGUCCAGCUGAAGUUGGUGGUGGAGGAGUUGCCGGGUAAACUGGAGACGGUGCUGGCUGAGUCGGGUUCUAACUUCAGCGUGGGCCAGAGACAGCUGGUCUGCUUGGCCAGGGCCAUCCUGAGGAAGAACCGCAUCCUCAUCAUCGAUGAGGCCACCGCCAACGUAGACCCACGGACUGACGAGCUCAUCCAGAAGACCAUUAGGGAGAAAUUUAAGGAGUGCACCGUACUCACCAUCGCACACAGACUGAACACCAUCAUUGACAGUGACCGCAUACUGGUUCUAGAUGCGGGUCGGAUCCAGGAGUAUGACCAACCUCACACUCUCCUGCAGAACCAGGAAGGAAUCUUCUACAAGAUGGUUCAGCAGACGGGCAAAGCAGAAGCAUCUUCACUCCUUCAGUCGGCCAAGCAGGCCUACAUGAACAGGAGCCAGUCCAGCCUGGCCAACGGCGUGGUGCCCGGCACGGACGGCAGCAUCGUCAUCUUUGAGACGGCCCUGUAA